UUUGCGAUCGUGCUGCGUACGAUGACAUUUUUAUUAUUUUAAUCGGACGAACGAUGUUAAAGAGCUUCAAUUUCAAACAUUCGAGGUGUGAUUACCGACUGAUCCAUCAUCUUAAUAGACUAAGAAGUGGUCAUACGUCACUGAAUGCGAGCCUGAAGAAAUUGAAUAUUAUUAACUCAGACCUGUGUGAGUGUGGAAAGGCGAGCGAAACUGCCAACCAUAUUUUCUGGCAAUGUGAUCUCUUUGCGGAAAGCCGAGCAUACUUGAGCGAGAACUUCGAAAAGCCAGAGAAUUCCCGCCAUAUCACAUCGAACCAAUGAUAUUUAAUUUGAAACGAAGCACAGUGGUGCCAAUAGGAAGGUUCCUGAACUCCAUCGCCCGACUAGUAUAAGCAACCAUAUAGAGAAAAAAAAACUGCGCUGUAAAUGACCGAAUAUGGACAAAGGGUAAAUAGACCGAACAAUAUGUAAAAGACUGCAUGGGAUAAUUGUCCCAAAGUCAAUAAUUUUUUUUGUUAUAUUUUUUUUCAAUAAAAAAAAAAUGUAGUGGCAGCACGUGCCCUCAGUGGGAGAGAGCCAUUCAGGAAGAGAAAAAGAAGAAGACUCGUACCGUGUGCCCUAGACGCGCUGAGGAUAUUGAGGCGUAGAGCAAUACGUAUUAUAUUGAAACGCAGACCUAACCAUCCGCUUACGAGAAACUGUCUCGACGGAUUUGCCACGCAAUGGCGGGGAUGAGAAGCUUUGGGAGCCCACAUUUUGUAACGCUCCGAGCGGGAAUUAUAGUAACUAUUAUUUCGAAUGAUUCAGUUUUGGGCGAGUUCGAAUUGAUAAAGAGUUGAAACUCACCUUGCGAAUUUCUCUCCCAAUAACAAAGAUUUAAUUUUUGAUAAAUAUAUUGACGAAAAUAUGGAUCUUGACUCUUCGGCUGACAACAAUGUUCUCCCUAAUUCUAUUCCGCUUCUAGGUAAGCCUAUCUGACAGUUAAAGGUCUACAAAGUAAUGCUUUUACCUGCCAGAUAAGCUACCUAGCAGUUGGAACAACCCGCCCUUAGUCUCACAAAUCUUUUGAUUCUCACGCGCAGACUCCGUACGCUUCGCUCAUACGCGGACCAAUCACGCUGUUUUUCAUUCUCCCACUCAUUCAAUUCUAGGGUCCCCCCGUGCUCCACCCUACCGCUCCGAACGACAAGUCGUUUGUUUACAUCUGCCCCCGUUGCUGUCAAAAUUUUUGGAUUCCGUAUCACGAUAAUGAAUGCUUGAACAACACGCGCCGCCGGAAAUGUUAGGAACGCAUAGUUCAAAUAUCCGAUAUUGGUAUAUUGAUACCAGUCGAAGAAGAAUCUUUGUUCACGAUAUUCAAUAAAAAAAAGUAUGAUUGACGGAACGGAGCCUGCUAAAUGUCGUCGCAUUAGCGAGCGUGGCGAAAACGAGCCUGAACAAAAUUUCUACGAGUACAUGGUUAUUACGGAAACACUGUUGCGUGAUUUAGAGGAAUGCAAGGGGGAACAAAAGCGUUGUCGAGCAGAAUUGGAAAGGCUUACUCUUGAGACGAAACGUGCCUCCGAACUAGCCCGUGUAUCGUUCUCCCGCGGGAAUGGAGAAAAAUGUCUAGAUAUCGAAAUCAAUGGUGAAUCAUUGGUGAAUCUUAAAAAAAGAAUUUCGAUAUUGGAAAUGGAGAAAGAGACUGUUUAUCAAAUGUGGCAAAUGACUCUGAAAACAAUUGGGACAUUGGAGGAGGAAUUAAAAUGUACUCAGAACGAGGGAAAAGCGACGAAAUACUACGAAGAACAAAUGGAGGGUGCAAAGGAAAUGUAUUCGGAAGCUAUAAAGUCGCUCGAGUCGAAACUCCGUCGAGCGAAAGAUAAUUUUUCCAAGAAUCAGGCUCUUUGGGAAUCCGAUAGAGAAAAAAGGGAGAGCCUGAUGGCCGAAAAAAUGGAGCUUGAAAGAAAAUUGUCAAUGAUUGAGAAAGAAGCGCGUGAAAAGGAAGAAUCGAACGCUCGUCUGAUCGAAAGCUUGAAAUCCAAGGUGGAAUCUUCUCGAAACGAGUUGGAAAAAGUUGCCGAGGAAAAAUUGGAAUUGCAUGAAAAGUUGCAAGAGGCGCGAAGUUUCGCAACGUUAACGAUAGCCAAGAGCGAAGAAUCCAAGAGAAAAGUUGCGGAAGCUUUGGAAAUUGCGGAAACCGCUUUGAAGGAAAAAGAAGUAGCCGUUGAGAGGGAAACCCGAGUUGAGGAGGAAAGGGCUCGUUUGGAGUUGCGUCUUAAGGUGUUGGUUGAGGAGUAUACGACGAGGCUCGAUCGCGAACUCGUAGCGGUUCGCGAGUCUUUCGAGAGAGGCAACAAAAAGUGUGCUCUAGAAAUGAAAGAGCUCAAGAUUGAAUUGCGUGAAAAGGUAACGCUUCUCGACAGGCUCGAGAGAGAAAACAAACUUUUGGAGGAUGAACUAGAAAAAGUUGGUCGCGGCUCGGAGGCAUUUAUUCAAAAGUCCAGCGCGAACGUUCUCGAUUUGGAAGAAAAGUUGAGAGAAGCUCGUACCAAGAUUGAAACGUGCGAGGAAAAUUGUCGGAAAAGAUACGAGGAUAAAAUUCAACAAGGCGAAGAAAGAAUGGCUGAAACGGAGGCAAGAUUAGCGGCUUGUAACGAUCGUUUGAGGCGAAUGCAAUUUUACGGCAACAAAGAACUCGACGAACGUAUCGGAGACGCAAAUGAGAGAACUAAAGAAAUUCUCGAACGAUAUUCCAUCCUUGAGAGACGGUUAGCCCGAACUCUUGACGAAAAAGAAAAUAUCGCUUGCCAAAUGAGAACUCUACGAAAAGAUUAUGAUCGGGAAGUCGCGACGAAAGAUACCGAAAGGCGUUCGUACGAAUUUCGAAUCAGAGAGCUUCAGGAUCAUUUACGAAUAGCUAAUGAUGAGAUCGAAAAGGUCAAUUCUCGUAGCGCAACAUUGAUGAAACAGAUUGAAAACUUGCAACGAAAUAUACUGGAGAAUGAUACCGCCGGUUUGAGCGACCUCGAGAAACGGAUGAACCAAGAAUUAAUAUUGAAGCUGAAGACUUUACAGGAUAAAUUUGAUCAGAGGACCAAAGAGUUGACGCAACACGUAGAGACCCAUCAAAAACUUUGUCGGAGAUGGAAGGACGAAGCGAAAUCCCUUACCGCCAAGUUUCAAACACGAUCCAAAGAAUUUCGUGAUAAAAUCAACAUAUUGCGAAAUGAAAACGAAGAAUUGAAUAAAGAAUUGUUGAUUUCUAGACAACAACUUGCGAAUUGUAGACUCGAAGCGAUUAAUCGAUUUGAUCAGGGAGACGAGAUAACGUGACAAUGUCAAGGAUACGAGUUGCUUGCAUUCGUUCGGCCCAUAUUGCAGGUCGUUGUAAAUAUUAUAGGACAUUUUCUCAAUUGUCAUUUAUCGUGUAAAGAUAAAAAUAAAGAUUUGUAUUUAUCGAUCGA
Molecule: messenger RNA, 3445 nt
Organism: Venturia canescens
Lineage: Eukaryota; Metazoa; Arthropoda; Insecta; Hymenoptera; Ichneumonidae
Product: citron Rho-interacting kinase-like
Exons: 6
Coding region: 1371-3314 (647 amino acids)
Biological process (GO): clustering of voltage-gated sodium channels; cilium assembly
Cellular component (GO): centriole
Source: RefSeq, a predicted model, not a curated record